CUCGGUGUUUCGUCGCGCAGAGGACGACUCGGAGGAUAUUUGUGGACUCCAUGAAACAAAAGCAGCUGGAGGAUAAUCAAAGAGUCUGCGUCUGCUUCCUGCUGGGCGUGAAGAUACACAUUUCUCCAGUCAGAUUGUUUGUCUCGAACAAAUUGAGUGCGAUCGAAGCUGUGCUUGGAUCCGGGUCUGUGUGUUAAACAUGGGAGACCAGCAAUCAGUCCGGCCCCCCCUGCCUCCAUUACUGCUGCUCCUGACGCUCCUCGCCAGGCUGUCUCAGCUCUGGGCCUUCCCCUUCAGCCCGUCCCUAGACCUGGAUGUCACUCCAAGGACCACCGUCUUCUCCAAAGGUCUGUUAGGCAGUGCUAGAUUCAACGGCUCUUCCCAGAACUACAGCACGCUCCUGCUGGAGGAAGAGACCGGCCUGCUGUACGUGGGAGGCAGAGGAGCUCUGCACGCGCUCAACACCUCCAACAUCUCCACCCCUUCAAACCUCACGAUUGAUUGGAAUGCUUCCCCUGAACAGAAGAAACAGUGUCUAAACAAAGGCAGAGACAAUCAGACAGAGUGCUACAAUCACAUCCGCUUCCUGCAGAGAUUCAAUGAGACUCACCUGUAUGUCUGUGGAACAAACGCCUUCAGACCUCUUUGCGCUUACAUGGAUGCAGAGCGGUUCAACUUCACCUCUGGCUUUGAGGAGGGCAGAGAAAGGUGUCCAUAUGACCCAGCAAAGGGGUACACCGGCCUUAUUGUAGACGGUGAGAUGUUCACAGCCUCUCAGUAUGAGUUUCGAAGCUCUCCAGAUGUGCGCAGAAACUUCCCCUUCCCUACGCUCAGGACUGAGGAGGCCCCAACUCGAUGGCUUCUGGAGGCAGAUUUUGUGGGAUCUGUGCUGCUGAAGGAGAGCAUUAACAGCUCUAUCGGUGACGACGACAAGAUUUACUUCUUCUUCACGGAGAGAAGCCAGGAGCAGAUUGCCUACCCGAGCCAGACCAAGGUGUCCAGGGUCGCCCGAGUCUGCAAGAAUGACUGGGGAGGCCAGAGGACCCUGCAGAGGAAGUGGACCUCUUUCCUUAAGGCCAGAAUGGUGUGUUCAGUCCCAGAAUAUGAGCUGCACCUCAACAUCCUGCGCAGUGUGUUUGUCCUGCAGGGUCGGGACGCUCAAAGCAGCAUUUUCUAUGGUGUCUUCGGCCUGGAAUGGAAGAAUAUCAAAGCCUCUGCUAUCUGCCAGUACGCCUUCUCAGAUGUGCAGAAGGCUUUCGAUGGGCCGUACAUGGAGGUGCAGGACUCAAAGUGGAGGGAGUUCACGGGGAAAGUUCCAGAGCCAAGACCUGGAUCUUGUAUAACAGACGCUCACAGGUCGCAGGGCAUUAACUCGUCUCGGGACCUGCCAGAUAAUGUCCUCACUUUCGCCAGAAGGCACCCACUCAUGGCCAGCCAGGUGCACCCAAUAGGGGUUCGCCCACUCAUGUUCAAGAGGAGUGUCAACUAUGUCAAGAUAGUCGUGCACAAGGAGCCAGCGCUGGAUGGGAACAUUUAUACCGUUCUGUUUUUGGGAACCGAUGACGGCUGGCUGCACAGAGCUGUAGACAUUGGUGGAGAGAUGCACAUCAUAGAGGAGCUUCAGCUGUUUGAUAAAGCGCAGCCCAUAGAGAGCAUGGUCAUAUCCUCUGCUCUGAGGAGUAUUUACGUUGGCUCGUACUCCGGAGUGGUGCAGGUACCAAUGUCCGCCUGUGAGAGAUACACUUCCUGUUACGACUGUGUGUUCGCCAGAGAUCCUUUCUGUGGCUGGGACGGGAAGGUGUGUGUGGAAAUAUCCUCACAUGCACAGAGGUCGAACCUAACCCAGGAUAUUUCAAAGGGGAUCAGGGGUUGCAAGGAGAAUUCAGGAAAUGUGGUCCAUCGGAGGCGUUCUGUGAUGUCUGGUGACGACGUGCUCCUCCAGUGUGAAUUGCGCUCCAACCUGGCAACUCCACGCUGGACGCUGAACGGCAAAGAGCUCCAGGGAUACGGCCUGAAUUCGGGCUACCGCAUCGGCACAGAUGGCCUCCUCAUAAUCGGAGCUCGUUCCCAGCAGAGUGGGUCUUAUCGCUGCUUUGCUGUGGAGAACUCCGUCUCAGUCCUGGUGUAUCUCUAUACAGUCAGGGUACACACGGACUCCUACUUCCCCGUGGAGCCUGAAUCCACGACUUCCCCCACCACAGUUUCCAGCCCGACUGUUUUCUCCACCAGCAGCCCCACGGAGCAGCCCCUGCCCUCCCCCCCCGCCCCGCUGCCUCCGGGGGCCGAGUUCCAGACCUACAGACACAUGGAGGCCGUGUACAUCUCCCUGGUGGCGGUCCUCGGGGGGCUCUGCUUGGUGUUGACUGUGGUGCUUCUUUAUGUGAGCUUCUGCACCAGAAGGGCCCGGCGGGACCGAAAGUUCUCCCAGCAGGAGCUGCACGUCCUGGGGGCCUCUGAGAGGAAGAGGAGCUCGCAUCUGGAGCUUAAAACCAUCACGGGCCACUGUAACGGCCGCCAGGGUCGUCGCUCCAUCUCGAUGACAACAUUUGGGGACAUUGGUGAUGGAUUCCUGCAGAUUGUUCCAGGGGAGGGCCAGUUCUCCCCCUGCAAAACGCCUCCCCCUGCCCCUCCUCUGCCCAUGCCACCUCCAUUACCCAACAUUGAUUACGCCAACGGGAUGUCGGCCACUCUGCCCAGCGUGCUGCGGAAGAUGAACGGGAACAGCUACGUUCUUCUGAGGCAGGCCGACACCGAGGGCAUGUCGCCGCUCUACCACUCCUUCACAGAGGAGCUCAACAAGAUCCUGGAGCAGAGGAAACACACGCAGCUGGACCUGCAGCCGGACGAGAGCUCCAUCUAGGACGCCCCCUCUCAGGCUCAGUCCCAAAGUUAUUUAUUUUAUACCCCAACGGUGACCCGUAGUGGUGGGGAGAACUGACUGUCGUAUCAAACGCUGCUGUUAUUUACCCAGUGUCAGAGUACCUCGCCUGAUCUGAAAUGCGCAGGCUCCCCUUGUCUCCCAUGACAAAUGACCCAGGAUUUCACUUCAACAACGGACUACACUAACCAGACGUUAAUAUUCAAAAAGUGGAGCUGUGAAGAUUUUGGUCAAAGACUGCGCUGUUACAGAAGUACUAGGAAGAAGGGAGCUUAAUGCUUCCUCUGCUGAGACUUUCUGGAGGCUUGUGAAAGAUCGGGGUCAUACAUGUGUGAUGUAGAAGACGCAAACUAGGACACGAAAAUAAGUCAGGCCAAGAGGGGACCGCAGAUAUAUGAGACUGUGGAAGUGUUCAGGGUUUUUAGUGCCAUGUAAUGUAAGCCUUCUAUGGAACUUAAAGUGAUACUCCACCAAAAAUCUACCUUUUGUGCAUUGUUAAAUCAUUCUACCUUUCACCCGAUGUGCUUUCCACCUCAGAGCCUUUCGUGAGUUAUGGACAGUUGUUAGAAGGUCACAGUGCUUUAAUGAGCAAAGAGUGCAUCCUAUUGGGAUUCAUUAGCUGCCAUUGGCCACCUCCAGGUGUGUCUCAGCAGUGGAUAAUAAGGACACAUCACCCCCAAACCCCUGUGUGUGAUGUUUGAGCAAGUGAACUAAUAUACUAAAUUGAAGGACCAUUACAUGUUUUCAAACAAGCUAAAUCAUCCAACAAGUAUAAAGUUGGUACCAGAAUGAUUUAAGAAGUUGCAUGAUUUUUGAAAGGGAAAACAUUUCCAAAUAGGAAUCCAUUUUAAGCAAUUAUCGAAACAUCUGCUGAUUCUUUUCCCCCAAAAAACGUCAUAAAAGAGUUUCAAAUGCUCGUCACAUCUUACCAGAGUCAAGUGUGCCUUCUUGGAAUUGUUGGCAAACAUUUGUUAACCCCAAAAUAUCUUAUAUGAAGAUGUUAAACAGAGAAAAUUAGCAAAUAAGAAGCUCAUUCUUUGCAUACUACAUAUUACAGUCACCCUUCAAGCCCACAGGGGAAGCCUGUUUGAUACUCAAAAUAUAGAUUGUGUGUGGAGUAUCACUUUAAGAAGCUGUUACAGUUCACAAGGGCUCAGGUGGUGAGACAAAUCUUACAUUUUAAGUUAUUUAAAACUAUUCUUUGUUCAUUUUCUUCUGCUCUCAAGUAGAUUGCGGCAGCAGUUAGUAGCUCUUUUGUGUGUUAAUAGGAAAACCUGUAGCAAAGCUUCUGUUAGCAUCAAUGUUAGAACAAGAGACACAGCUUAAGUGGUCUAUUAAAGGAGAAGUCUGUUUGUGGUCAGAUUGAUUGAAUUCACGUAAGACCACAGACUGGCUCCGGGGCCCAUUGGGGAAACCACACUGAAAACAAAUGGCUGUAAAGGAAAUAUGCAGCUUUCUAUUUAUACAGCUCCAACAUUAUCUCUUUGUCAUGGUCAGACUGUUGCCUUGUUUUUGGAUGAUCAUUCAUUACACCUCGAAGAUGUGGCUUUCUCUUGAGACGUCAUGCCAUUCUUUUCAGACACAGACACAAACUCUUAGUGAUGUUACAAAAAGUCAAAUUGGUUUCCAUCGACUUCUUAAAUGGUCCCCUAUCUGCCUGCAAGGGGCCAUUUGUCAAUCCAGAGAAGACCUUCACACAAAGGCAUCCUCUGUGUUUACCUGACAUCAGAGCAAGGCCAAAACAGCAAGAACCGCAGACCGUACAGUAUUUUCUUGGCAAGGUGAACUAUGAUUAAAUAGUAGGUAUAACUUAGACAGACUGAAAUGAAUCUCUAAGUAGUUUGUAAACGUGUCACGGUGAGGGGUAAAUACAGAUCUGUCUUACCCAGCAAAGUGUUGAAUCAGCUCUCGUAGCGGUGGCUCAGCAGCAGCCCUCGAAGGGGACUCUCAGCGAGCGUCUGUCAGAGCGGGCUGACAGGAACAGCGAGGCUUGGCUCCCCUCCACCAGGAGAGGACACAGGCUUUUUGUCUGUUUGCAUAGAGUGCUGUCCUCUCACAAGUCAGAAGCAGACAGGAAACAUUUGACCUGAGUGUCCUGGUUAGCCAUGCAGGAAACAGACGAUGAUACAAGGAGGCAGCAGCUAUUUUGCACUCGCAGGUUUUUACAGUAGUUGUCCUCUUGUCUGCCUUGUAAGCCACUUUAUUUUGGGAAUAUGGUUCAGGGAGUGCACUAUAUGCAGACUGAUAAAUGUCCUCGCCCGGAUUGAAGGAAAUCUGUUUGAUAUCAUUAAACAAAGUGCUUGCUUUGUUUUGUUUGAGACAUGAAUGUUGUUGGGGAUAGAUUGGCCAAAGGUGUAUUAUUCAUGGCCUGGUCCACUGUAUGAAAGCAGGAUUUCUGGUCAUUCACCUUUGAACAUGGAUGACACAUAUUCUUGUUCGUUGGUAGCAAAUUCAACCUUUAAACUGCUUCUACUGAUUAGGUUUCCUAAUUAUUUUGUAUCUGGCUAUCUCUGUGACCUUAUGCGAAGUCUCUGUCUCAGUAGUUAUAUACUGUGUAUAGGCUUGUCUCUUUAGGAAAUGACAACUAUAUAAAAUGUUAGCGUUUAGCUUUUUCCAUACAAGACAUAUAGAAUCCAGAAAAAUAGACAGAUAGUAAACCUUUGUACCAUACGCAGCACCACUAGACUGCCAGAUCAAAUCAUUUCAUUGGAUGCCAACAAAAACUUCAGAUUGGGUGAAGUUGGCUAAAAUUGCUAUACUCCUCACCAUAUGCCUAUGUGCGAAGACAAAACCAUGAUCUACUGUUACACAUUUCAGAUCACACUAAACAAAUAGCAUAUAUAUUGGACUACUUAUCAUAUAUGUGGCUAUAAAUACAACUUAAGAAAGAGUGAACUAUUGUCGGUUAACUAUAAAUCCAAACGUUCUCAGACCUCAGCCAUGAAGCUCUCCUUAGAUGUGUUUCUCCGUAUGAUACAACCUCACCUGUGUGUCCUAAUCAGCCAUGCAGAAAAUAGAUGACCAUACUCAUUCGCACUUUGCAUGUUUUUUAUCAGCCUUUUUAGCCAUUUCACUUGAUUUUCAUCCUCAUUCCUCCCCUCUCUCCCUCUCUGUUGUUCCUUCCCGUCUCAUCAGUUCUCAUGACAGUAUCAUCUAUUACUCUCUCUGCUCACAUUCACACACUCUCUCAAGGACCCCUGCUGAAUUUACAAAUGCCAUUGUGGCCCCCAAUCCAUUAGAACUAGUUUUUAAAUAGCCCUAGAGUUUGUGUUUGUGAAACAAGUUGGUUUUCUGAACAUGCUACUCUCCAUUUUUUCAGAGAGGUUGACUAGGAUUGUGCAUAUUUUCUGAUCCAUGCUAAUUUUAUUUAUUUUAUUUAAAUCAAAGAUGUGAAUAAAUGUUUUUGUUGGGUUACAUUUAAUUGCAAAUUCAAGAUAUGUAAAAAUGAUUGCAGUUUCUCCUGAGUUCAACAUGUUACUAUACGGUACCUACACAUGUAUUAUAUAAAGGCUUCCAUUAUCAAGGUCCCUUAUGAUAGAUUUUGACAAUCCUUCACAUGUUGAAAGCUUUGUCUGAAUCUGCGACCUUUGCUGCUGCUUCAUUCUCAUUUAAGGACAAUCUGUUUACAAAAGACACUGUCUCUGCCCUGUUUUCUUAUAUGGACUUUAAAACCAUAUUGCAUCACAUUCACCUUGUCUAUGUACACAAAUCCAGAUUGAAGCAAAUACAUCCCGCUGCGUCAAUAUGCAAGAUACACUAUAUUUUAUGUAGAUUAUUUUUUAGGUGUCGGCCAAAGACAGUAGUUAGAGUUCCUUUUGCACUGUUAGUACUUUUUUAAACGUCAUAUAAUAUACUCUUGUAAACUGUGACACUUUGACGGAAGAGGAUGAGCGCCACAUGUGAAACACUUUUUUUGAGAUUAAAGUCAGAUUUCUGUAUUUUUCUCAGAAUUGUGACUUUAAUCUCACAACAAAAUGAAAAGAAAGUUUUGGUCGGAUCUUGAAAGAAAGUGGCCCUAAUCCUCUCCCAUACACUUUCCAUCAAGUUUUUUCUGUAUGAUUCCUUUUGUUGAUAAUGACCUUAUCUAUGUGCUUUUCUCAGAAUAUAACUGGCUUCCUGUAAGAUUUAACCACCUACGUUGUUGCAGACCUUUUAUGUUGUGUCUCAUGUCUAAUUUAUUGAAGUUCAUUAAAUUUCAACUUGCCUCUGCAGAUUAAAUAACACUUAAAUGCUCAUCUUGGGGGGGGAAACAAAAACGUCAGCGUCAAGAGCCUUGAGGGGAAGACAGGAAAUGACUUGCAAAACAUGCUCAAACUGAGUCCAACUCUCCAGACGCCACAACACUUGGUUGUUUUUAGCUUGUGGCAAGCGACAAGGCCACUGGGAACUCCACUGGGAAUGGAUCCCACAGUAAUUUACAUAUAUGACUCUGACAGAGCAGAGGUAUAACAUAAGCUCAGAGGGGGGAUAAAAUGACCAUAUUUCAGAGCAAGGCAGUAACUUAGCAACAGAAUCUUUAUUUAGAGUCUUAAAUGUCCUAGCGUGGCUAUAGCUUUGCCAGUUUUCAUUGGGUAGCGCGGGUGUGAUGGGAGUGUACUGGCCCUGAUAUCUGUAAUUGGUGGCAUAUUUAAAUUAAAAUGCAGGAAAUUAGCAUUUUCACACAAUCAUGCUUUAAUUCCUUUUACGGCUAAGACAUUUUAACUUGACAUAGAUGUGGUGAUAUAAGUGCACAGAUCAUUAAAAUGUCACCACCUUUAUUUGCAGUACAUCUAUCACAUCAGGAACUGCAGUCUUUAUGGCUGAGGGUAAUUCAGUUGGACAUGGCAUCCACAUUCUUGAAAAAAUGAUCCUCAAGUAGAUAUUUGGAAGAAAAUUAGUGAAAUCAGCAGAAGUAUGCCACUGCAGAGCUCUGCUCCACCGUCUCUCACUGAUCACCAUCCUCUGCAGUCAUCUCACGCUCCUAUUCUACAUGCAUUCUCUCAGAUAUACCCAAACCAUUUCCUAGUGGCCAGAACUAUGUAUGCCAGCAGAAUAGUAUCCAUCAAUCAACAGCGACGAGCAAUCUGUCCUGCAGGCACCUUUCAUGCCUAUUUGUAUUCAUGGAAGGACUGUUUGUAUGGGCGUCUUUUUGUUGAGAACUACAUUGAGGUUAUUUGUUAGGGAAUAAAAGGGAAAGCCGGCAUGUUUCACAGUCCAAGAUGGUAGCCCUAUUUUACUUUUUUGGUUUUCCCUUUCCUGUAUUGUGUUAUAUAAGUUUUUGUGCAUAAUUAAUGUUCUGCUAAGUUUCUCUCCCACACGCCUCCUCUGCCUGAAACGCCUCCAUAUAGUCCUUCAUUUACUUCCGCAACAUAGUACACACUGUACAUGAUAGGCCAAGGGGCGGGACAUCUCUAAGCAGUAGACCAAUCGCAACAGAGACAGCCAGCUAACCAAUCAGAGCAGACUGGGCUCUUGUUUUAGACAGAGGGUGAAAAGAGGUGCUGCAGCACAGGCAGUAUGAGAAAAAUAAAGUCCUUUCUGAAUAUUAAAGCUAUGUCACAGACAGUAGAGGCAUAAAAUACAAUUAUGAAACCUGAAAACUAGUAUACAAGGGCCCCUUUAAAACAUUUCCCUCAAGCUAUCACACAGCUUUCUGUCAUCUUAAUUUAGGGAUUUGUUGUGCAUUAAGGAAACCAUCAAACCUUAUCAGUAUCUAAAACUGUAAAAACAUGUACAUUCCCUGGUGUCAUGGAAAUAAAGAAAGGUGUUCCUCU
Trematomus bernacchii (emerald rockcod) is the source of this 8631-nucleotide messenger RNA. RefSeq names its product sema domain, immunoglobulin domain (Ig), transmembrane domain (TM) and short cytoplasmic domain, (semaphorin) 4Gb (gene sema4gb). The coding region runs from base 200 to 2860 and encodes 886 amino acids. The record is from RefSeq and is a predicted model, not a curated record. Gene Ontology annotation, molecular function: chemorepellent activity; semaphorin receptor binding. NCBI's taxonomy places the organism in Eukaryota, Metazoa, Chordata, Actinopteri, Perciformes, Nototheniidae. The transcript has 15 exons. Gene Ontology annotation, biological process: axon guidance; positive regulation of cell migration; neural crest cell migration.